CACUUCACCUAUUCGAUAGUUUUGGUUCUUCCGGAGCAAAAAAUCAACGGAAGAACUUGCUUUGGUGCUUGUGAAGUUCCUGAAACAUAAGCCUAUCUAUCUCUUCUAUACAGAUAUAUAGUUCUUAGAUCUUCUACCAUGAUCUUCGUGUAUUAUUCCCUUCUCUUAUUCCUUUUGUCUCGGUCAGUUCCGUCGGUUGCGCUUUAUAGUGUUUCCUCAUCGGAGCCACUCUUCCCAAAUCAAACUCUCGUCUCCUCAAGCCUGAACUUUGAGCUUGGCUUCUUCUCACCAAAUGGUUCGAAUAAUCGCUACGUUGGGAUGUGGUAUAAGAACUUUAUACCCUCCAAGGUUGUCUGGGUAGCCAAUCGAGACCGUCCACUCCCUUUCAAGGACCAGCUUGUGAGUUUAACAAUAGGAAGUGAUGGCAAUCUGAGACUUCUCGAUGGGGCGCGAAAUGUUGUGUGGUCAACAAACGUUUCCAUGAAGUCAAAGGGCUCGACUGCGGCACUUCUGGACACGGGCAACCUCGUGUUGAGAGAUGGGGAUUCAGGAAAUAUCAUAUGGGAGAGCUUUGAUUAUCCUACCGACACACUUCUGCCUGGCAUGAAGACAGGAAUAAAUGUCAAAACUGGAGAGAAACAGUACUUGGUUUCGUGGAAAACCGACAUCGAUCCGUCGCCAGGAAAUUUUUCCUUGGGAAUGACUCCGGAGGUUCCACCGCAGCCAUUCAUUUGGAAUGGACCAGAUCCUCAUUGGAGAGGUGGUCAAUGGGAUAAAUCGAAGUUUAUCGGGAUAGCUGACAUGGAUAUGACAUAUUUGAACGGGUAUAAUGUCCAACAGGACAUUCAACAGGGGACUACAUAUUUUAGUUUUUCAGUCAGUAACAAUAUUUCUUUCGACUACCUGUUCAUUUCAUCAGAAGGGUAUUGUGAGUUGGUCGACUGGGAUGAUGAAGUAGGAGAGUGGCACCAUGGCUGGAAAGCACCCCGAGAUCGUUGCGAGAUCUAUGGAACCUGCGGACCUUUCGGAAUAUGCAAUGCCUCUGCCUUGCCCAUCUGCAGAUGUUUAGAUGGAUUCACACCUAAAUCACAAGAAGAGUGGGAAUUAGGAAACUGGAUGGGUGGUUGCCAUAGGAUAAAGGAAUUGCAAUGCGGAAGAGAUCCAAAUUCAGCAGCAUCAAUAGCAUUGGGGGGCAUUCAGAACGAUUACUUUUUGAAAUUAAGCCAGAUGAAACUGCCGGAUGUUUCAACCUAUGUACCUUUCUUAGACGCUGGGGAUUGCCAGGAUUGGUGCUUGAAUAACUGUUCCUGCCUAGCUUAUUCAUAUAUAGACACCAUAGGAUGUAUGGUUUGGUUCGACGAACUUAUGGACAUUCAAAGCUUCAACAUUUCCGGCGAAGAUCUGUUCCUUCGGCUUGCAUUUGACGAAAGAGAGAAUGGGACCGGAAAUGACCAGAACAACAUAGGCUCAAGUACGAAGAUCAUCAUCAGCCUCACAACCAUUUCCGCCAUCAUUGCCCUAGGAGCUGGUAUAUAUUUUAGAUACAGGUGGAGAGCUAAUAAAAAAGUGAAAAUCAGGAAGGAAGAGAAAGAAGAUUUGUUAUCUGAUUUACCAAUGAUCGAUUUCAAAAGCAUAUUAGUUGCAACAAGCAACUUCAGCAUCAGGAACAAACUCGGGCAAGGAGGAUUUGGCCCCGUCUAUAAGGGAAUGUUACAAGAUGGUAAGGAAGUUGCAGUGAAGAGGCUUUCGAGUAGCUCAGGUCAAGGAAUGGAAGAAUUCAAGAAUGAGACCAUACUGAUAUCGAAGCUUCAGCACCGGAAUCUUGUCAAGCUCAUAGGUUGCUGCAUUGAAGGAGAAGAAAAGAUCUUAGUCUAUGAGUACUUGCCAAAUAAGAGCUUGGAUACAAUCCUUUUUGAUCCGAGGAGGAAGGGAAAACUUACUUGGGAGAAGCGCUUCGACAUUAUCCAAGGAGUAGCUAAAGGGUUAUUGUAUCUCCAUCGCGAUUCUUGGUUAAGAGUCAUCCAUCGAGACCUCAAAGCUAGCAAUAUUCUCCUUGAUGAAAAGAUGAAUCCGAAAAUUUCAGAUUUUGGAUUGGCACGAAACUUCCAAACUACUCAAGAUUUGGUGAAUACCCGUAGGGUUGUGGGAACACUCGGGUACAUGUCUCCAGAAUAUGCUAUGGGUGGAAUGUUUUCCGAGAAAUCCGAUGUCUAUAGCUUUGGGGUCCUGAUGUUAGAAAUUAUCAGCGGCAAGAGGAAUACGAGCUUCUGCUACCUCGGAAGAACUCUCAAUCUUCUUUCAUAUGCAUGGCAGCUCUGGGAGGAAGGGAGAGGGGUGGAGAUCCUUGAUGAGGCAAUAUCGGUUAAUUCCAUUGCUUCCCGGCCAGAAGUAGUGAAAUGCAUAUGGAUCGGCCUUCUCUGUAUUCAGGACCAAGCCACAGACCGACCCAACAUGCCGUCCAUAGUUUUGAUGCUUUCUGGCGAAUCCGAUCUCCCAGACCCGAAACCUCCCACUCUCACCAGUUUUCAGAGCCCGAUGGAUCAUGAAAUCCGUGAUCAGCAAGAGGGCACUCUAUCCAUCAACACAAUGACUCGAACUGUAAUAGACGGUCGAUAGCCAAAUGAAGAUUUCACACUAUUAACAUAGUCCUAUUUGCUGGGAUGCGAGAAGUAUAUAUACUAACUGGAUGGUGUAAUAGACGGGUACAUGGUAUGAUGAUCCAUUUGAUUUUUCCUAUA
This is a messenger RNA of Punica granatum (pomegranate), 2738 nucleotides long. Lineage: Eukaryota; Viridiplantae; Streptophyta; Magnoliopsida; Myrtales; Lythraceae. The record is from RefSeq and is a predicted model, not a curated record.